Molecule: messenger RNA, 453 nt
Organism: Prorocentrum cordatum
Lineage: Eukaryota; Dinophyceae; Prorocentrales; Prorocentraceae
Source: the annotation of a GenBank genome assembly
AUGCAGCCGCGCCACUUCCGCCAGCGGCUGCUCGAGCUCGCCGCGGAGUACGAGCUCCUGCACGCGGAGCGGCCCCGCCGCUUCAGCGGCGGCUCCCUCGAGGCGGCGCCGGCGCGCAGCCGCUCGGGCAAGGCGCUGUCCUUCGCCGAGCUGCCAGAGGCGCUGCCAGAGGCGCCGGCCGAGCUGGCCGAGGCGCCGAUCCUCACCUCGGUGGACGGCGCGCUGCCGCCCAGCUGGGGCAGUGACGGCGAGGGCGCCCAGCCGCCAGGCGAGGGCGCCCAGCGGCUGCGGGAGCGCCCGACGUCGCCGAGGGCAACCGCCGACGGCGAGGGCGCGCGGGCGAGGGUGCUCUCGGGUGCGAGCGUGGUGUCCGACGAGCAGCCGCGCGUGGGCACUCCGGCCCAGUCCCGUAUCGGGGUCCGGUGUUGCCUCCGGCCACGCCCUCGCCGAUGA